Messenger RNA from Fusarium redolens, 1315 nucleotides. RefSeq names its product peptidase S8/S53 domain-containing protein. Lineage: Eukaryota; Fungi; Ascomycota; Sordariomycetes; Hypocreales; Nectriaceae. The record is from RefSeq and is a predicted model, not a curated record. Bases 38 to 1315 code for a protein of 425 amino acids. The transcript has 2 exons. Gene Ontology annotation, biological process: proteolysis. Gene Ontology annotation, molecular function: serine-type endopeptidase activity.
AAGCACCAUCAACACAUUCUGACUACUUUUCUUCAUCAUGGUGAAUCUCAAGAAUAUCGCCCUUGCAGUAAGCGUCCUUCUUGGAUGCGGACUUGCUGUCCCUGCACCUGCUGCCCCAGCUGCCGAGGCCGGAGCCAUUAUCCCGGGCAGUUAUAUCAUCACCUUGAAGCCUGAGGUCGAUGCUGUAAUGGCCAAGGCCCAUUUGAAAUGGGUAAAGGGCGUUCACAAGAGAAGUCUCACCAAGCGUGAGACUGAAGUAGGUGUUGAGAAGACCUAUGACAGCAAGUCUGGCUUCCAGGGUUACGCGGGAACGUUUGACACUGCGACUAUCAAGGAGAUCAAGAAGAGCCCAGAUGUAAGUGCACCAUCUAACUGGUUCAACAAGGUAUUGGCUGUUGAACCUAACCGUGUAUGGAAGCUCAAUCGCGUCAAGAGCAAGCGAAGCCUCGAGAAGAGAGAUGAGAUCACCCAGAAGAAGUCGACCUGGGGUCUCGGCACGAUCUCCCACCGCAAGAAGGGCUACAAGGAGUACAUUUACGAUGAUUACGCUGGCACUGACAUGUAUGCCUAUGUCAUUGAUGGCGGUGUUAGAGUGACCCAUAAUGAGUUCGGUGGCCGUGCAAAGGCAGCUUGGACCAACUGGAAGGGCAACAACAAGGACGAUGAUGGUCACGGAACCCAUGUCGCUGGUACCAUUGCUGGUAAGACAUAUGGUGUUGCCAAGAAGGCAAAUAUUCUUGCCCUCAAGGUCUUCAACGGCGAUGAGUCUGAUACAUCUAUUGUCCUUGAUGCUUUCAACUGGGCAGUCAAUGAUAUCAUCAAGAAAGACCGUACAUGGAGGGCUGUUAUCAACAUGUCUCUCGGCGGCGAAAAGUCCACCGCCUUCAACAAAGCUGUUGACACUGCAUCCAAGAAGGGUGUCGUCACAGUUGUCGCUUCCGGUAACGAUGCUAUAGAUGCCGCCAAGGAAUCACCUGGUUCUGCCGCGAGCGCAAUCACUGUUGGAGCAGUCGACUCCAACUGGGCUGUCGCAGAUUUCUCCAACUGGGGAAAGACAGUCGACAUCUUGGCCCCCGGAGUUGGCAUCACUUCAGCUGGUCACAAGUCCAACACCUAUACUUUCACCGAGGAUGGGACUUCAAUGGCUGCUCCUCAUGUAGCUGGAUUAGUCUUGUAUGCGAUGAGCGUGGAGGAGGUUGAGGGAGUUGCCGAUAUUACGGCGUGGCUUAAAGAACUGGCGACUCCGAAGAAGAUUUCCGGAAAUCUUCGUGGAGCGCCUAAUCUGAUUGCGAAUAACGGCAAUUGGAUUCAGUAA